Messenger RNA from Castor canadensis (American beaver), 977 nucleotides. NCBI's taxonomy places the organism in Eukaryota, Metazoa, Chordata, Mammalia, Rodentia, Castoridae. The record is from RefSeq and is a predicted model, not a curated record.
GGCGAUUGCUCUGGCCAGUCCUUUUGAAAGGACUGGGGUGGCCAGCAGGGACAGGCUAGAGGCCUGGAGCCGACGUCCUCUCGUUCCUCUUCUGGUCGGGUAUUUCCCGGUCCAUCCGUGCAGUCACCAUGGAUCUGAUUUUAAACCGAGCGGAUUAUUUACAGGUGGGCGUGACCUCUCAGAAGACUAUGAAGCUGCUUCCUUCCUCAAGACAUAGAGGUACACAAAAGGUGGUUAUUGGAGAUCAAGACGGGGUAGUUAUGUGCUUUGGUAUGAAGAAAGGAGAAGCAGGGGCAGUGUUCAAGACUUUACCAGGGCAGAAGAUUUCGAGGCUGGAACUAGGAGGGGUUCUUAACACACCUCAGGAGAAAAUUUUUAUUGCUGCAGGAUCUGAGAUUAGAGGCUUUACAAAGCGAGGAAAACAGUUCCUCUCUUUUGAAACAAACCUCACUGAGAGCAUUAAAGCUAUGUAUAUAUCUGGCUCUGACCUCUUUCUCAGUGCAAGUUAUAUCUAUAAUCAUUAUUGUGACUGCAAAGACCAGCAUUAUUACCUUUCUGGAGACAAAAUCAAUGAUGUCAUCUGCCUUCCAGUGGAAAGAAUACCUCGAAUUACACCAAUACUGGCCUGCCAGGACAGAGUGCUCAGAGUUUUACAGGGAUCUGAUGUAAUAUAUGAAACUGAAGUUCCUGGUCCACCUACUGUGUUAGCACUAUACAAUGGAAAUGGCGGUGACUCUGGAGAAGAUCUUUUGUUUGGAACAUCAGAUGGAAAACUUGGGCUUAUUCAGAUCACUCCAUCCAAACCUAUACACAAGUGGGAAAUUCGAAAUGGCAAAAAGAGGGGAGGUAUUUUGUGUAUCGACAGCUUUGAUAUUGUGGGUGAUGGGGUUAAAGAUUUACUUGUUGGGAGAGAUGAUGGAAUGGUGGAAGUAUAUGGUUUUGGUAAUUCAAAUGAGCCUAUUCUACGAUUUGAUCAG